AUGGCCACAUCAACUGGGACCUUUGCGCUCGCCACCGAAGCACCAUACACGGGACCAGAUGGGCCCGGCGGUGUCUCCAGUGACGGAGGCAAUGCCGCCGGUGCAUCGGGAUCAAGCCCCGGUGCGGUUGAGAUUUCGCGGGGCGCCAUGGCUGCUAUCAUCGUGGUGGUAUGUGUGGUUGGGAUCAUCGGCAUCUCAACAUCGAUUCUCUUCUAUGUUGCCAAGAAGAGAGAGUGGAAGGUCCGAGAGACCCUGCGCAGGUCUGCACGGAAGGUCGUCACCGCACUUACGCCACGUCGCUCCGAGUUCCCACGCUCAGUCAAGGAGUCUGGGUCAGGCAAAUCCCGUCGACAUGUGCGGCUUGAUGAUGUGCCACCGACUCCACGACUGAAGCCUGAAGACCUGGAGAAAGGUCUGCAACAAGCAGACAAGAAGCGCGGUAGAUUCGCACGGAAGUGA
Thyridium curvatum is the source of this 459-nucleotide messenger RNA. RefSeq lists its product as uncharacterized. The transcript is spliced from 2 exons. The record is from RefSeq and is a predicted model, not a curated record. NCBI's taxonomy places the organism in Eukaryota, Fungi, Ascomycota, Sordariomycetes, Thyridiales, Thyridiaceae. The coding region runs from base 1 to 459 and encodes 152 amino acids.